Molecule: messenger RNA, 2229 nt
Organism: Parnassius apollo (apollo)
Lineage: Eukaryota; Metazoa; Arthropoda; Insecta; Lepidoptera; Papilionidae
Source: the annotation of a GenBank genome assembly
AUGAAGUCGUUUUUGAUACUUUUGGCUAUUGGUUUUGGAAAUUCUGAUAAAUUAGAUCUGAAAUAUCUUCCUCCACCUGGAUCUGAGCUUGCUGAUGGCAGCCCUGGCACAAGUGACAUACCAUUAAGAUUACCUAUUCCUUCUUCCACAACAGUACCAUCAGUUUUAACUGAAAUGACUUCCUUGGUGUCAUUGAUCAAUGAUGAGAGGCAAAUAGGUUCCAAAGCGGAUAAAAAAGUAAAAAUUAAAACUCCACUGAAACUGAUAGACGCAUCGAUAUUUAACGGAGACAAUACAAAGUUACAAAGCAAUAAUAGUCGUCCUGAAAUGUUGACUGAUAAUUCCUACCCAAAUAGAGAUUUCAACGGCAAAUCUAUCUACUUUGACGAAUUUCCUCAUUCGCACACUGAAGAUAUUUCAUUGUCUGGAAUAUUUAAACAAAAUAAUAUUGAUAAACCUGUUAAAAAUGAAGGAAAUGACAUCAAUUUAUUACACCCUGUCCUACAUCGCGGAAGAAAUCAAUCAAAUAAAAAUAUAAAAUCAUUAAUUCAUAAAUCUGAGAAGGUUGUGGAAAAUCAUACUUCUAAAUACUAUAAUAACGAUUUAAUUCAAGAUUAUCUGAUCAAUGAGUUUUCAACUGAACCAAAUUAUACCUUUACUCCAAUGGAAAAGAUGUAUGAGAAUAAAUUAAUUUUGCCUUAUGACCAUAGUCAAACUGAUUCAACAAUAAGUAUUUCAAAAAGCUCCUCUCCCAGAAGGCCCCAAGCGAAUUUAGAAAGAAACGCUUUCAUCUUAAAUUACAAAAAUAUCGUAAAACCUGAUGAAUAUACAUACACAUUUGACACAUCAAAUGGAAUACAUGUAAAUGAAAAUGGUACAGUUAUUAAUGGAGCAAGCGUCCAGGGUUCGUAUUCAUAUACUGGUGACGAUGGGAAAAUUUACAGCGUAACAUACACAGCCGAUGAAAAUGGUUUUCAACCUCGUGGUGAACAUUUACCCACUUCUCCCCCUAUACCUGAGGCUAUAUUAAAAGUCAUAGAACAAGCUGCUAAGGACAAAGAAGCUGGAAUAUUUGAUGACGGGUCCUACGAUGAAAAUAAAUAUGGCUAUAAAAGUUAUCAAAACAUAAUUAAUGACGACAAAAAACUAUACAGUGAAAGUAUAUUUUUUGUUAAUGGGGCUGAUAUACCUAAUAACGAAUUUGACACAAACAUUCUAGAAAAUAAUAUUUUCCCAUAUAAUGAUGUUGAAAUGCAAAAUAAACCAGACAAACAAUAUUCUCAAGAAAAUAAAGUAAGUUUUAAUCGUAAUAUAAGUAACAUCAACUUCAAAGCUCUCGAAAAUAAAACGAAAAUAGGUGUUACAGAGAAACAAUUAAUUGAAGACAUAGUUACUUUACCUGAAGAAUCCUUUGAACGUGAAUUUAGUCCAGACCCUAAAAAGAUAUUACGCUCACAAAUAAUGAUAGAUUCUGUUUACAAGAAAGUUUUAUCAAAUAAAAACAUCCAUCCUGUUGAAAAUGAAAAGAAAACUGCAGAAGACGUAACAGUAACUACACUUUCGGAAAAAUCUGCAAUAACAAAUAAAGGUUAUUUUUAUAUUCAACCUCAAAGGAAAUUUAAUGAACUCGAAAAUAGAUUCUUAGAAUCAGAAUAUUUUAUUUCAGAAAGAAAAAAGAAUGUUAAAACAUCAGAAAAUAAAGAUAAAAAACCACAACCAUUUAUAACUCCAAAUGUUUCACGUGAUUAUGAAGGUAGCCAAGAAGAUAAUUCGGAGCAAACUGAAGCAUCUGUAAGAAAUUUUGACUUAAGUGAUAAAUUAUUACCUAAAUUAGAUCAAAAACUUUCACGAAAAUAUCACGAAAUUUACCCUCCUAUACAUAGUAAUAUUGAAAUUAAAGUAAACAAUGAGACUGAUAUAUCAAUUCAUAAUGUAACAGAACAGUUUGGAGGUAAAAAACAUUUAGAUAUAACAUAUCCUUUCUCUGGAAAAAGUUCUCAAAUUACUAUAAACAUCGAUAAAAAUCAAAACGUUUAUUCUAAUAGGAGUAGUAUUUAUAAAGAAUAUUAUCAACCUAGUAUUAUAUCAAGUAUAACAGAAUCUUUGACAGAGUUAGAUUCAAUGAUCUCUGAUGUCUUUUAUUCAAGUGGUGCUCAGUACUCCAGUACAGAACCUGUAACAACGUACAAUGAUGAAAUAUUAAAUAAAGCCCUUGAAUCAACUUUCUAA